AAAGAAUUUUUCUGCAUGUUUCACACAAGACGUAAACAAAAGGAGUUAGUACUAAUAUCAAAAUUAAUUCAGCUCGAAAAUCAGGCACGGCAACUCAGGGGCUCCUCAACGCUACGAGCAACAAACGUCUGCCGCCAGUUAGGAACCUGCAGUGUUAAGGGAACGUCACGAGGUUUUGCUCGGGACCAGAAAGACAAGAUGCGGGUGACAUUUCUUUUGGUGGCACUGGCGGCCGUGGCUCUCGGGAAACUGGCUCCCCUCGAGAGGCCUUACAAGAUCCUCAUGCUGCUGCCUGUGGGGUCGAAGAGCCACAAGGGCUUCUUCACGAGCGUUGCUGACGCCCUGGGCGAGCGGGGGCACAAGGUGGUGAUGCUGUCCAGCUACCCUGCGUCCUCCAAGAACGCCAACGUCACGGAGAUCGACCACGGACUCAAGGACAUGCACCAUGACAACUAUAACCUGUUCGAAUCCCGAGACGAUCCCUCCGGAGGACUUUCCGUCCUGUCAGAGCUCAUCCCGGUCAUGGUCAAGAGGCUGUACAGAAUCCCUGAAGUGAAGGAGCUGUACGAAAAGAGGAAGACGUUUGACCUCAUUAUUGUAGACCACAUGAUAAAUGAGAUGGUCUACCCGUUCGUGCACGAACGAACGUACAUGACAAUAUCGGCCUUCGGGAUGGACGCGUGUCACAGCGCCGUGCUGGGCAACGUCCAGAACCCGGCCUACGUGUCUGGGAUGCUGGAGGAGUACCCGAGCCCACUCAGCUUGAAGCACCGCUUCCUGAACCUGAUGCAGCACAUUUUGAUGCCAUUUUAUUUGAGGCACUGGUCUCUUGUGCCGAAGAUCCAACAGGAGAUCUCGGACAUCUUCCCGGACCUUCCGCCGCUGCUGGACAUCGAGCGCAACCAAAGCCUGACGCUGAUCAACUCGCACUUCUCGAUAGACGUGGCUCUUCCUCUGCUGCCGUCGCAGGUGGCGGUGGGCGCCAUCCAUUGCCGCCCCGCGAAUCCCCUUCCGAAGAAUCUAGAAGCCUGGAUCUCCGGCGCAGGACCAGAGGGCGUCGUGUACUUCAGCCUGGGAACCGUUGUCCGAGGUACCACCAUGCCGGUCGUGUAUCGCGACAUGUUUGUGGAGGCCUUCAAGAGGCUGAAGCAGAGAGUCAUCUGGAAGUACGAGGAAGAACUGGAGGGCGUCUCGGACAACGUGCUGAUACAGAAGUGGCUUCCGCAACAAGAUAUAUUAGGACAUCCCAACGUAAGGCUUUUCAUCUCCCACGGAGGCCUUCUCAGCACCCAAGAGUCCCUGUACCACGGAACGCCCGUCGUCGCCCUGCCUGUCUUCGCGGACCAGCCUAAGAACGCGAUGGCAAUCCAGAAGCGUGGCGUCGGCGUCGCCCUGGUGUGGGAGGAACUCUCCGUCGAUCUCAUCGUCAACUCUAUUCAGGAAGUUAUGAAUAACCCCAAGUACAACCGGAACGCCGAGGAGGUGAUGAGCGUGGUGCGGGACCAGCCGGAGACGCCGAGGGAGCGCGCCGUGUUCUGGACCGAGUACGUGGUUCGCCACCAGGGAGCGCCCCGCCUGAGGAGCCCGGCGGCGAAGCUCUCGUGGGUCGAGUUCCUCAUGCUGGACGUGCUGCUGGUGCUCCACGUCGUCGCGUACGUGGCCUUCUGCGUUCUGUCGCGGGUCGUAAGGGCGGUGAAAGGGAGGCUCUUCCCGCGCAGAGUCAAGAAGAAGAAAGACUGAGCGUUAUUUCAAUGCAUAGUCUGUUUAGCUUAUAGAGUUUUCUGUUAUUUACAUAAUGCACCUUAAACAAUCAUUUGGCUUCUUAAUUUCCAUUCCAUACAGAUCCAUUUCAAAGAAUUGUAUACCGAGUCAGAAAAUAAACGAAAGAAGAUUCGUGUCUUAUUC
Messenger RNA from Penaeus vannamei (Pacific white shrimp), 1905 nucleotides. Lineage: Eukaryota; Metazoa; Arthropoda; Malacostraca; Decapoda; Penaeidae. The record is from RefSeq and is a predicted model, not a curated record.